Molecule: messenger RNA, 1599 nt
Organism: Botrytis cinerea B05.10
Lineage: Eukaryota; Fungi; Ascomycota; Leotiomycetes; Helotiales; Sclerotiniaceae
Exons: 1
Coding region: 1-1599 (532 amino acids)
Source: RefSeq, a predicted model, not a curated record
AUGUCGGAUCUGACCGAGAUUCUGAUUGAGAAACUUCAACUACAACGUAUCCUCUGCGAGAGAGUAUUUAUAAAAUGGGAAGAUCAGUCAGGCGAAUCUUGCACAUUAGGUUCUCGCACGAAAAAUAAUAAGAAGGAUCUCAAACUUUUGAUGGCUGCGUACUGUGAUGAAGAAGGACAUAUUCAUAUUCACUUUUCCAUUAAAGUGUCUAUUUCGCGGGAUGGCAAAAAGCAUGAAAAAGAGAUGUUGUUGGUUGUUCCUCCAGAUGCCGACUUCUCAAAAGCCCUUACACCUUGUUCAAUAUCGACUAUCAAUGCUUUAUCUCGCCUUGACGCAGCUGCUAUUCACGAUGCCGGAAUCAGUGAUUCAGUACAUGUUAUAUAUUUACCAUUCGAUUUAAUUACGGAGGGAUUCGUUGUUAGGAAUACUACUUCGGCUCUCAAGCCCAAGCCCUGGAAUAGGCCCUCACAAGAAUUGAUUCGUCGCUUUGUAUCUCUAUCCAAUACGAAAAUCUUCACUGUAUACAUCACGCCAAACGAUUAUGCGCGGGUCGGCCUGAAAGGACUUCACGAUCGCUUAAGCAAGACUUCUACUGCUACCAAUACACGCACGAACAAUAUGAUGGAAAUGUAUAUUCAACAAGGCGGUGUAUUAGUAGAAUCGAGCAGACUUGACCCAGAACUACCACCACAAUAUACUGAGAAUCCUCCUCAGCCACUCCCGGAAGUACAAGUUCCCCGGUCACCACCAAUCAUUUUCGAACAGAAAACACUAUCAAUCAAUACUUUCGAAACAGCGAUUGCAGAAACACCAGCUCGGAUUCCAGCUACUCCAAACUCUAUAGUGGUACAUAGUAUUUUCUCUCCUAUCUGUGAAGAGUUGUCCGAUGGUGAAGUGGACUGGGACGAUAUCGAAGAGACUUGGAGAAAUGUCGAGGAGGCUUCGAGAAAUAUCGAAAUAGACCCCGACAUAGAUUCGGAUCAGGAAGGUCUUGUUAACUUGAAUUCUCGAGACCCAAGUCAGCAAUUCAAUUCUCGAGAACAAAGUCAGCAAUUCAAUUGUGAUUCAGAAGUUUCAAAGAUACUUGAGUCGAAGUUUGCGGAGUGGAUGGAAACAGCAGGGCAGAUAAACCCAAAUAUUCACGAACAUAAACGUUUGAUUACCAAGUUGUUAAUACUAGGUAAUUGUAUUCGUACAUCUAAUUCUGGGGUAUUUGAUGCUACUAUAUUCUGGUGUUCUACAAUAUUUUUCUACGACCCAUUCGAUUCCGAUAUAAGUCCGGAGUUAUGGGAGAGAAAUUUAUGGCUUCUCUCAGAUAUGGCUCGGCUGAUUAAAUGGGCUAAUAAAGUUCACUAUAGCGCCGAGAUGAAUCCGUUACUGGUGGAUCAUUUUCUGAAGCUAGGCGAUACUGCUCGUACUACUGCUCUACAUCCUGAGUAUAGCUAUGACAGCUAUGAGCGUCAGAAACGUGUUUGCACUACUCAAGUAAUUAUAAAACUUGGCAAGCCGGUCAUUGGUAUUAGUGGGGAGACCAGUAAGCCUGUUCCUCGAAAACACUUGGGAACUGACAGUAAUACGUCUAAGCGGGUAAAAAUAUAA